Chrysochloris asiatica (Cape golden mole) is the source of this 1101-nucleotide messenger RNA. RefSeq names its product Src homology 2 domain containing F (gene SHF). The transcript is spliced from 7 exons. Lineage: Eukaryota; Metazoa; Chordata; Mammalia; Afrosoricida; Chrysochloridae. Gene Ontology annotation, molecular function: phosphotyrosine residue binding. The record is from RefSeq and is a predicted model, not a curated record. Bases 1 to 1101 code for a protein of 366 amino acids.
AUGCUACUGAGCGGAGCUCCCCCGGCCGCGCCCCCGGCGCCGCCCCCGGACAUCUUGGCAGCCUACCGGCUGCAGCGGGAACGCGACUUCGAAGACCCCUACUCCGGAGGGCCGUCUGGCUCUGCCAAUCUCAUCGCCCCUGCCGCCCCCGGCCCCACACCACCCCCGCGCCACGGCUCGCCCCCUCACCGCCUCAUUCGGGUCGAGACUCCUGGGCCCCCAGCGCCCCCUCCAGAGGAGCGGAUCUCCGGACCCCCUGCUAGCAGCGACAGGUUGGCAAUCCUAGAAGAUUACGCGGACCCAUUUGAUGUUCAAGAGACUGGUGAAGGCCCAGCCGGAGCUUCAGGAGCUCCAGAGAAGAUCCCUGAAAAUGAUGGCUACAUGGAGCCCUAUGAAGCCCAAAAGAUGAUGGCUGAGAUCCGGGGCUCCAAGGAGUCAGCAGCUCAGCCCCUGCCUCUUUACGACACGCCUUAUGAACCAGAGGAGGAAGGGACCACCCCAGAGGGUGAGGGGCCCCCCUGGCCCUGGGAGUCCCGCCUGCCUGAGGAUGAUGAGAGGCCUCCUGAGGAGUAUGACCAGCCCUGGGAGUGGAAGAAAGAGCGGAUUUCCAAAGCCUUUGCAGCCCAGUUUGAAGGAUCGGAGAAGAGCUGCCUGUCACCUGGCCGGGAGGAGAAGGGGCGGCUACCUCCCCGACUCUCCGCAGGGAACCCCAAGUCAGCCAAGCCCCUAAGCAUGGAGCCCGGCAGCCCCCUGGGGGAGUGGACAGAUCCAGCACUGCCUCUGGAAAACCAGGUAUGGUACCACGGAGCCAUCAGCCGCACAGACGCCGAGAACUUGCUCCGGCUGUGCAAAGAGGCCAGUUACCUGGUGCGCAACAGCGAGACCAGCAAGAAUGACUUCUCCCUCUCCCUGAAGAGCAGUCAGGGCUUCAUGCACAUGAAACUGUCCCGGACCAAGGAACACAAGUACGUGCUGGGCCAGAACAGCCCACCCUUCAGCAGCGUUCCUGAAAUCGUGCAUCACUACGCCAGCCGCAAGCUGCCCAUUAAGGGUGCUGAACACAUGUCCCUGCUCUACCCAGUGGCCAUCCGAACUCUGUAG